CAGACAGCGCAGGCGCUUGUCGACGCCGAACGGCAGCCCGAGUCCCGUGAGGCCGUCGCGGCUGUCCCGAUCGAUGGGGACGCUCGCGAGACCGGAGCACCAGUUCCGCGAGAUGAAGGUCAACGGUCGCGCCGAGCCCGCCGCUCAGGAGUCCUCCGGCCGAGGAUGGUUCAAGUCGCUCACUCGCAAGAACAAGACCAGCGCCAAGACCAUCGAUAAGAAGUCAAGAAUACCGGAGAGCGAAAUUUUGACAACGGGCACGGAGGACGAGGAAGCCUCGUCGGCCCCGGAACGAGCCUCUGUACAGAAGAAUCUGCGUUUCUUCGGGGACACGGAUCAGGAGUCGAUCUCGUCCAGUCGCGAUCGCAGAAACAAACGAGGAGAUAAUCACCAUCACAGCAAGACGCUGGGAAACUCGCGCCAUCCGAUGGGAAUGUCGCUGCCGCCGCGCAAGACCUCGAGGCUGGCCGAGAGCGCCCUGUCGUCCGGCGAGAGCACCACCGGCGACAGCAGCCAGCAGAGCCAAAACUCCCAGCGAUCCCAGAGAUCGGUCGUCUAUCUGCACGCAGCUACAGUUGGCGAGAUACCCGGGCCGAACGAGAGAAGGCGCGCGGCCAGCCGCGAGGAGCUGAACCGGCCGCUGGCCGCGCACACGCGCACCGUGUCGCGCAGCGUGAGCGUGCUGGCGCCCUGGCGGCCGCGGCACUAUCGCGAGCCCUACGAGAUCAAUUACGACCAGCAGCAGCAGUACGCCAAGCCGCUGAGGCGCAGGCAGCGCAGCCGCGAGACCCUCAGCCGCCGCGCCAAGGAGACGAGGCGCGGCUCCAAAGACGCCAACGCCACUUCCAAAUCCAGCACCAUCAAUCGCAGCACCCUCAAGUCGAAGGACAAGCAGAAGGUUAGCAGAACCGUGUCCACCGAGUCGUUGGCCAGCAAGUCCCGGAACGUCGUGAGCUCGCGGCCGGAACUCAGCAGGUCCACGUCCGUGCCGCGCGACCCCAACAAGAGCGCGGGCUGGUUCAAACUGAAGAGCAAAAAGUCCCGGGCCUGAACGAAGAAUUCCCGCAGGCCAUACAGACCGCAAUGCUAGUCUUGACUUUUUAUUCGAAAAAAAAAACAAAAACAAAAACAAAACAAAGUUAUCAAUUUUUUUAACGUUUAAGCCCCUGUUAACUCAUCUUUAAACUUACACUCUUGCGUUUUUUUUUCUAACUUGUAAACAGCUAAUAAGCGUCGCUCUCUUGCAUUUGGGAUUAUUCUGAUGCGUGCACAAUUGAAAAAACACUGUUACUUGCGUAAUUUGUACCAUGAUCUUUUUUUUCCAAAUGUUUAUCUUUGAAUCCGUAUACUUCCAAUCCUUCACAAAGAGUGUCACAUCGCACAAUUCACGCGUUAGUAAAAAUGCAAUACGGACGUAACACAUUCGAAAUACUUAUUUUUUAAAUUUUUACGUUAUUUUUAUUGAAAAAAAUCACGACAAAACUGUCACUACGAUUAUUUUAUUUAUAAAUUUAUUGUACCCACUCUCUCUACCAGAUUUACUUGUUUAAAUUUCUAGGCUAUAGAUGAGAAUGCGUUCAGUAUGAAAUGGAUAUUGUAUUAAUAGCUUGGGUUUUGUAUUUGGACGUUGAUUUUGGAUCAAAAUUAAUUAAUAUUUCUAUCUAAAAAAAACUUUAAUCGAUUCACCGUGAAUCAAUGUGCCAUUUUUGAAAAUUCACCCAAGAAAAAUCAUUGAAUUAUCAAAAUACAAAAUUACACACUCAAAGUUUUAAAUGACCUUUUAAAAUGUGAGAGAUGCAUGACAAGAACGCAUUUUCUACUGUUACUGAUGAACUCUAUCAACGUUUUUGGUAGAAUAUUAAGCUAUGUUCUACUUUUUUUAUUGUAAAUAAUUGUACUAAUAAUAUAGCAAAUAUUUUUUACAUUAUCUUGCUUAUUUAUUAAAAUUGUUAUCACCCAUGUGGUGUAAAAACAGUUAUAAUCAUGUUGUCAUUAUGAAAAUGAUUGAAAUUGUUAUAAGAAUGUUAACUUGAAAAAAAAGAGUAAAAGUAUGUAUAUCUUGCGUAAAUAAUUUACGAAGGCCAUUUCAAUACGUUCGUAUAAAAAUAUAUGGCGUUACUUGCAUAAAAAAUGCAUACUUGACAACAUGCUUAAAUGUUUAACCCAACAAAACUAAAUUCCUAUAUGGUGCUACUAAGCAAGUUUGCGUUUGUAUAUAAAUUGAUAUGACUAGUGUAAAUACCAUAGAAUUUUAAUGCUGAACUAAAAUGUAUUUAUAAAAUAAAAUCUGGAUUAACAAAUAGGUAUAAUUUUGCUAAAAUAUAGGUACGAAUUGUCCUAUAAAGAGAUAGCGCAUAAGAUAUUAUAUUUGUAACACAUUUAAACAGUUUGCAAGAAAU
Messenger RNA from Trichogramma pretiosum, 2399 nucleotides. RefSeq names its product MAP kinase phosphatase with leucine-rich repeats protein 3. The coding region runs from base 74 to 1051 and encodes 325 amino acids. The transcript is spliced from 5 exons. Lineage: Eukaryota; Metazoa; Arthropoda; Insecta; Hymenoptera; Trichogrammatidae. The record is from RefSeq and is a predicted model, not a curated record.